Messenger RNA from Larimichthys crocea (large yellow croaker), 944 nucleotides. Its product is annotated as trypsin-3. NCBI's taxonomy places the organism in Eukaryota, Metazoa, Chordata, Actinopteri, Sciaenidae. The transcript is spliced from 5 exons. Gene Ontology annotation, molecular function: serine-type endopeptidase activity. Gene Ontology annotation, biological process: proteolysis. Bases 68 to 802 code for a protein of 244 amino acids. The record is from RefSeq and is a predicted model, not a curated record.
UGGCCAGGACGGGUAUAUAUAAAGAGUCACACUGAGGACUUUCACUUACAUUCAGAGGAAAGUCACCAUGAAAGCUCUGGUAUUCCUGGUUUUGCUUGGAGCAGCAUUUGCUGCAGCUGAGGAUGAUAAGAUUGUCGGGGGGUAUGAGUGUCCCAGAAACUCUGUUCCCUACCAGGUGUCUCUGAAUGCUGGAUACCACUUCUGCGGUGGAUCCCUCAUCUCCAGCCAGUGGGUGGUGUCUGCUGCUCACUGCUACAAGUCUCGUAUCCAGGUCCGUCUUGGUGAGCACAACAUCGCUGUGAACGAGGGCACCGAGCAGUGGAUUGACUCUGCCAAGUUGAUCAAGCACCCCCAGUACAACAGCCACAACCUGGACAACGACAUCAUGCUGAUCAAACUGAGCCGCCCCGCCACCCUCAACAACUACGUCAAGACCGUGUCCCUGCCCUCUCGCUGCCCAGUUGCCGACGAGAACUGCCUGGUGUCAGGGUGGGGCAACAUGUCUGCCAAUGGCAACAACUUUCCUGACAGGCUGCAGUGCCUGAGGCAGCCCAUCAUCGAUGACAGGAUCUGCAGGAACGCCUACCCCCACCUCUUCACCGAGAACAUGCUUUGCUCCGGAUUCAUGCAUGGAGGUGCCAGCAGCUGCCAAGGAGACUCCGGUGGUCCUCUGGUGUGUAAUGGACAGCUGCAGGGUGUGGUGUCCUGGGGUUACGAAUGCGCCAUGCAGGGGCACCCCAGUGUCUACGCCCGUGUGUGCCGCUACAACAGCUGGAUCAGCACCGUCAUGAGAAACAACUAAUUGCACACAGUCACUCAGUUUGAACUCAGUUUAUUUGGAACACUGUCAUUCAUAUACAUCUCAUAAAUAACAUGUUUAAAUACAAUAUUCUGUAACAGUUAUGACAGAGAAUUGAAUAAAUGAAUAAAAAUAUACUUUAGCA